UCGAUGUUUCUCCACCACUGCUGUCAGUUUUAUACGCAAGUCAUUUUGGCAUCAGAGUCAUUGCGGCAUUUGGAACUUGAUUUGUUUUUUGUUUAAUACGAGACUUUUGCACAACAGAAACUACAGCUAUGUUUAUGACACGCUCUGAAUACGAUCGCGGUGUAAACACCUUCUCACCCGAGGGCCGCCUCUUCCAGGUGGAGUACGCCAUUGAAGCAAUCAAACUUGGCUCCACUGCCAUCGGCAUUUGCACAAACGAUAGUGUUGUCUUGGCUGUGGAAAAGCGCAUCACAUCGCCGCUGAUGGUGCCAAAGACGGUCGAGAAGAUUGUCAAAGUAGAUGAGCAUAUUGGCUGCGCCACCUCGGGUCUGAUGGCCGAUGCACGCACAUUGAUUGAGCGUGCACGCGUUGAAUGCCAGAAUCAUUGGUUCGUCUACAACGAGGCCAUGACUGUGGAGUCUUGUGCCCAGGCUGUUUCCACCUUGGCCAUACAGUUUGGUGAUAGCGGCGACAGUGAUGGCGCCUCUGCCAUGAGUCGGCCCUUCGGUGUGGCCAUUCUCUUUGCCGGCAUUGAGGAGGGCAAACCCCAGCUGUGGCACAUGGAUCCCUCGGGCACCUACAUUCGCUACUGCGCCAAGGCAAUUGGCUCGGGCAGUGAGGGCGCUCAACAGAACUUGCAGGACAAAUACACACCCGAGAUGACUGUGAAGGAUGCCAUUGAUCUGUGCUUAAACACCCUCAAGCAGGUCAUGGAGGAGAAGCUGAAUGAGACCAAUGUUGAACUGAUGACCAUGACAUUGGAGAAGAAAGAAUUCACCAUGCUUGGCGAGGAAGAGGUGAAGAAACUGAUUGAGGAACUGGCGUAAACGCAUCUCAUUUGGCACAUUGAAUGCAUUUUGAUUUAAACCGUAUAUAAUGUGAAUAAAGGGAUUAUAAAUCGAUGGAA
Drosophila albomicans is the source of this 946-nucleotide messenger RNA. It is a transcript of the gene Prosalpha5, whose product is annotated as proteasome subunit alpha type-5. Lineage: Eukaryota; Metazoa; Arthropoda; Insecta; Diptera; Drosophilidae. Gene Ontology annotation, biological process: proteasome-mediated ubiquitin-dependent protein catabolic process. Gene Ontology annotation, cellular component: nucleus; proteasome core complex; proteasome core complex, alpha-subunit complex. The transcript has 3 exons. Bases 129 to 866 code for a protein of 245 amino acids. The record is from RefSeq and is a predicted model, not a curated record.